AAGAAAUAGAAGAUGUACGCAAAAAAAGAUUGUACUGAAUUUAAAAGUAUGGGAUUGACGGUGCAGAGAAAAGUUUGGGAAAUGUGAAAAUGGAGAAGAUAGAAGUAUGGUUGGUUAAGAGAGAGGAGGGAAGAGUAUUUUAAAAUGCACAAUAGCAGAACGAAACAAUGUUUUGUUGGCGCCACGAAAUUCCCGUGGAUGCGAGCAAGCGAGGGAGAGGAGAGGAAGCAAUGUCAUUCUCAUCGCCAUAGCAGACACAAAAACGUUUAAACAAUCAAAUCGGAACAGAUUCAAUCAUUUCCAUCUCUCCUCACCUCACUUCUUAAUAAAAAAAUAAAUAAAAAUGCUCUCCUCUUCUUUGCCGGCGGCAAUCCUCCUUCUCUUCUUCUCCGUCGCCGCGGCCGCCGCCGACGAAGACCCUUGCAAUCGCGUAUCGCAAUUGGUUAAGAUACAGAGCUGGAUUGAUGGGAAGGAAGAUGAAGAGUACAAUGGUAUGAGUGCAAGAUUUGGCUCUUAUUUGCCUGUCGAAGCUGUUCAAACUGCCAAACUUCCCGCUGUUUUUGCCGAUCCUAUGGACUGCUGUUCCGCUUCAACCGUAAAGUUAUCUGGAUCAGCAGCUCUCUGCGUACGAGGAACUUGUGACUUCUCAGCUAAAGCUGUAGUUGCACAGACCGGAGGUGCUGCUGCCGUGUUUAUUAUAAACGACGCAGAUGAACUCUUUGAGAUGAACUGCGCCAGUGACCAAAGCGUAAAUAUUUCAAUUCCAGUUGUGCAGACAACAAAGUCAGUAGGAGACGCUCUCAACAAACUUUUAACAUCUAAAAAGAAAGUGGAGGUUUUGCCGUAUGCUCCAACUCGCCCAGUUGUAGACUACUCGGUUGCAUUUUUGUGGCUGAUGGCUGUUGCAACAGUUAUAUGUGCUUCAUUAUGGGCAGAUAUAACUACUCCAGAUCAAAUCGAUGAACGCUACAACGAGUUGUCUCCCAAGAGCGCUAUGUCGGAGGCAGGGAAAGACGAUUCUGAGGAAAUAGUUAACAUAGAUACAAAGGGUGCUGUCGUGUUUGUCAUUACGGCAUCUACUUUUCUCGUGCUACUGUUCUUCUUCAUGUCGUCUUGGUUUAUCUGGGUGCUGAUUAUACUUUUCUGCAUUGGUGGUAUUGAGGGGAUGCACAACUGUAUUGUAAGCCUCGGUUUAAGGAAACGUCCAACUUGUGCUCAGAAGAAUGUGAAUUUACCUUUCUUUGGAGAGGUUUCUAUUUUCUCGCUGAUAACGCUGCUAUUCAGCGUGACAUUUGCCGUUUUAUGGGUUGUAUUUCGGCACGAAUCAUUUUCAUGGUUUGGCCAAGAUCUUCUUGGCAUCUGUUUGAUGAUAACAGUAUUACAGAUGGCUCGGUUGCCUAAUAUUAAGGUUGCAACGGUCCUACUUUGUUGUGCAUUUGUAUACGACAUUUUUUGGGUAUUCAUAUCUCCAGUGAUAUUCCAAAAGAGUGUCAUGAUUACAGUUGCUCGUGGUGACAAAGCUGGUGGUGAAGCAAUUCCUAUGCUUUUGAGAUUCCCUCGUCUAAGUGAUCCUUGGGGUGGCUAUGAUAUGAUUGGAUUUGGAGAUAUUCUCUUUCCCGGUUUGCUUGUAUCCUUUUCUCGUAGAUUCGACAAAGAUCUUAAGAAGGGGGUCGUAAGCGGAUAUUUUCUUUGGUUGGUAAUUGGCUAUGCCUUUGGGCUGUUCUUCACAUAUCUGGGGCUAUAUUUGAUGAACGGCCAUGGACAACCUGCACUCCUCUACCUUGUUCCGUGCACACUAGGAGUCGCUGUGGUAUUGGGAUGCAAAAGAGGUGAGCUAAGUGUCCUUUGGAAUUAUGAAGCAGACUCGUCUUCGUCUUCCUCCAACUCCAACAAUACCUCCACGCCCGACACCAAACAGCCUCCCCAGGUUUAGAACCUCACUCACUCACUCUAUUGAUUCAUCCAAAGUCAAUGAGAUGCAAAUGCGAUUGGGUUGGGUUAGGAGAGUUUCCAGAUGUACACACAAUUCAUUCCUUCCUGGAUCUCUUCCAUAACUGUAACGUAACUAUCUAUUCUAUUCUUUCAUUCUUCCUUCUUUCUUCUCCAGCUAAUGCAUUAUAAAUUCUUCUUCUUAUUGUUUUUUCUUUUCGCCUUUGGAUGGAUGGGAAGGAUGCCACAAAUUACGUACGUGCUCUCUCUAUGCCUCUACCACGGGUGGAUUAAGUUUU
Molecule: messenger RNA, 2228 nt
Organism: Vigna radiata var. radiata (mung bean)
Lineage: Eukaryota; Viridiplantae; Streptophyta; Magnoliopsida; Fabales; Fabaceae
Product: signal peptide peptidase-like 2
Exons: 14
Coding region: 344-1933 (529 amino acids)
Biological process (GO): membrane protein proteolysis
Cellular component (GO): Golgi-associated vesicle membrane; lumenal side of endoplasmic reticulum membrane; lysosomal membrane
Molecular function (GO): aspartic endopeptidase activity, intramembrane cleaving
Source: RefSeq, a predicted model, not a curated record